CACGCUCACCGGGGCAGAGCAGAAGUAGCAGCGUCAUCGCAAAUUUUCAGUUUUGAAGGGGUAAUGAAAUGGAUGAGUGGAUCACUGGCCCAGCGUCUCGACGAUAAGCCGUGGACUAGGCUUGUCCCGGGCCGACGAGAACCAGGGACAGGAAAAGACUGCUCUUUCUCAGCACCAGAUUGCGGCCAACAAAGAGAAGUACAAAGCAGCUCACUUCCUUCGCACGGUAGGUUCUAGUCAUCUCUUGACCGCAAAAGUCUUCAUUUCAUCUUAGAUAGGGCACUGCGAUUGUGUCACCGUACUUCUCACCUGUCCAAUCUUACUACAUUUCUAUCCGAUAUCAUCAGCGCACAUUCAAUUUCAUCGAUUCUGAUCUCUCGAUGCCCAGCCGUCUUUCGCGGCAGAUGGAUCCAUUCCCGGAACUCCAGCUGCCGGAGUCGCGAGUGCUCAUCAUCAUCACUGGCGGCACAAUAUGCAUGAGACGAUCCGACGACGGCCUUAUUCCCGCCAAAGGCUUUCUGAGGGCUGCGCUGGCACCACGGCCCUCUUUCAACGACAACUCGUAUCAGGACCCACUGGAAAUCGUUACAGACGACAAAGGAACUCGCAAGGCUGUCCAAAGUCUACGAACGCCAAUCAGCGCCUAUGACCGUCGCGUGCGGUACUCAGUGCUUGAAUUCGACGAGCUUCUAGAUAGUAGCUCGAUCGACGCGGCUGGCUGGGACCAGAUCGCAAGAACUAUUUACCGGAACUACCAGCUUUUCGAUGGCUUUGUGGUUCUCCAUGGCACUGACUCCCUAGCCUACACGUGCUCCGCACUUAGCUUCAUGCUUCAGAACUUGGGUAAGCCGGUCAUCCUGACAGGAUCUCAGGCGCCGAUGAUGGAGUUGCAAAAUGACGCUCAGGACAACCUUCUUUCUUCUCUAAUCAUUGCUGGCCAUUUCAUGAUACCCGAAGUCUGCCUUUUCUUCAACUUCAAACUGUUCCGCGGCAAUCGCACUACGAAAGUUUCAGCCGAAGACUUUGAUGCAUUUGCGAGCCCCAACCUUCGGCCACUGGCCCAAAUAUCAUCACUCAGGACCAACGUGCAAUGGAACCUCGUCUACCGGCCAACUACAGUACACCCGUUCAGCAUCCAGACCAAACUCGACACAUCUCACGUGGCAUGUCUUCGAAUCUUCCCUGGAAUGAAGCCGGAGAUGGUGGAUGCCGUGCUCCGUCUAGAGGGGCUCAAAGGCCUCAUACUAGAAACUUUUGGAGCAGGAAACACGCCAGGAGGACCCGAUUCGGCCAUGACUCAAAUUCUCGCGGCUGCAGUGAAGAGGGGGAUAGUCAUAGUAAACGUCACUCAAUGCCUCAGUGGCAGCGUCAGCCCACUGUACGCGCCAGGCACAGUGCUAGGACGAGCAGGAGUCGUGUUCGGGCAGGACCUGACGUCGGAAGCUGCUCUCACAAAGCUUGCGUAUCUCCUUGCGCUGCCCGAAUCGACGCCCGAGGAGGUCGCGAAGCGCAUGUGCAUCUCGCUGCGCGGUGAGCUCACAGAAACUACGCGCACGCAUUUCGAACACCCCAAGAACGGCAGCCUGACGCCCGAGCUGUCCAGCUUGACGGCGCUCGGAUACUCGAUCCAAGCGGGCGAUUUGCAAGGAGCACGCGACAUCAUCCGAGGAGAGCCCCGCUGGCUGCUGAACGAUGCGGAUUACAACCUGUCAACUCCAGUUCAUCUCGCGGCUACCGGGCGGAAUGUCGAUAUCCUCAAAGACUUCCUCGAGCAAGGUGCAUCGGUCCACCUCCGCAACCGCGAGGGCCACACGCCGCUGUACUUGGCGGCGCACGCGGGCCUGGCCGGUCAUGUGCAGAUUCUGACUGAUGCCGGCGCCCAUCUGCACUCGGACGAGAUGGCAGCGGCGCGCCUGCAUGCCGAAUCGGGCGGCGAUGCGGCAGUGUGGGCCACGGCGGGCGUGAGUGGUGCUGCGGCGGGCUGAGGGCGCGUGUGGCUUGUGGAUGAGCAUGUGCGGGGGGAUCUUUGGCAAGCUGGGGAUUUGUGAGGCGUGCAUGAUACAUAGCUGGGGCCAGCAAGACGGCGAGGGUCUGGGGAUGCAGUUCGUGGAAGAAGUUCAGCCACUGCAGGAGCUCGAGCUCGAGGCGUGGCUCUGUACAUACAUAGUAAACAGCCUCCCUGCUGCGUCGACGCACGCUUGCAGCCCCACUAGCCUCUGUGGGAGCCUCUGCAGGGGCAAUUCUGGUGAUGGCAUUCGCGU
Molecule: messenger RNA, 2261 nt
Organism: Mytilinidion resinicola
Lineage: Eukaryota; Fungi; Ascomycota; Dothideomycetes; Mytilinidiales; Mytilinidiaceae
Product: asparaginase-domain-containing protein
Exons: 4
Coding region: 381-1985 (534 amino acids)
Molecular function (GO): asparaginase activity; protein binding
Source: RefSeq, a predicted model, not a curated record